Molecule: messenger RNA, 1583 nt
Organism: Punica granatum (pomegranate)
Lineage: Eukaryota; Viridiplantae; Streptophyta; Magnoliopsida; Myrtales; Lythraceae
Source: RefSeq, a predicted model, not a curated record
UAAUAUCCCAGUAAUCCUUCCUAACAAUCCCCAACAAUUUACCAACAGCACCCCACAAGACACUUAAUUUUUCAAUUCCACCCCUACCAAUGUGAACCACAGAGUAAUCAGUCCUUAAGAGGUUCCAUUUACCACUGCUCUGAUGGAGGGAGUGACCAUCAAACUGGAAGAAGAUACAGUGUCCAAUGUGGUCGGGUCGUCGGACACACAGCCGAGGCCGAUUGAGGGGCUCCACGAGGCCGGCCCGCCCCCAUUCCUCGUGAAGACGUUCGAGAUGGUGGAGGACUCCGAGACCGACCCCAUCGUGUCGUGGAGCGCCGGGAGGAACAGCUUCGUCGUGUGGGACUCCCACAAGUUCUCCGGCUUACUGCUCCCCAAGUACUUCAAGCACAACAACUUCUCGAGCUUCAUCCGCCAGCUGAAUACUUAUGGAUUCCGGAAGGUUGAUCCCGACCGAUGGGAAUUCGCUAACGAGGCCUUCCUCGGCGGCCAGAAGCACCUCCUCAAGAACAUCAAGAGGAGGAGACACGUCUCCCACAAUCCGACCCAGCAAGGAUCACAGGGGCCGUGUGUCGAGUUGGGACAGUUCGGGUUAGAGUCCGAGCUCGAGAUACUAAAACGAGACAGGAACCUGCUAAUGUCCGAGAUUGCGAAGCUGCGGUCCCAUCAGCAACGAUCGAGAGACCAAAUUGCCGCAGUGGAGCAGCGGUUGAGGAACACUGAGAGGAAGCAGCAGCAAAUGUUGAACUUCCUCGCCAGGGCACUGAAUAACCCGUCGUUUGUCCAGAAUUUGAUGAGAAGAGGAGAAGUGAAGGGCGUGGAGAUGAGGAGGAAGAGGAGAUUAACAGCGAGUCCGAGCACUGAGAACUUGCAGCAGGAGGUUGCGACAUUACUAGCCCAGGAAGACCAAUUCGAAGGGGUCGAGUCACAGAUGGAGGCAAUAUUCAGGUCCAGCAGCAGCGACGUGAGUGACCCGAGCUGGAGCUCGGCCGGACCUCCUAGCAAUUUGGAAUCGGUGAAUGAGACGACGAUAUGGGAGGAGCUAAUAACGGAAGAUAUGCUGAAGGGGGAAGCCCCGGAUGAGGAAGACGUACUAGCAGCGGUUAAAGAGCCCGAGUUCGACGUUGAAGUGGAGGACUUGGUGGUGUCCGAUGAUUCCACUGGCUGGAACGAGCAUCUAAGCGAGCUAAUGGAUCAAAUGGGCUAUCUGGGGUCGAGCCCGUGACGUCCUAGACCCCGUAUGCAAAAGCAGCUCCUGCUCCUCUCAUGAUCUCGUGCUAAAUUGGUCGAUUUCCGCAACAAAACAACAACAUUCCUCCCUUCCUGGUAUAGUAGUUAGAAUGGUAUUAUGCUUUGUUUGCUUUGUGGAUUUUUGUGUUGGAACAUUUGAUGUUUGGCGUUAGGAUAAUAGGAGUUGUAAUGGGCAGGGAAUAAAGACGAAGCAUAGGGCAGAACUAGGGAAGUCGAGUCUCAGUAGCUCAGCAGCCUAAGCUUCUUAUGUAGUGGUGAUAGACUGGUGUGUUUAUCUUUUGAUUAAUUAACUAAUCAAAUCAUUAAUUAUAAUCUUCGUACCAUUAGACUUG